UCUCCGAGUUGCAUCAUUAUUUUUUUUAGCUGUCGCUCUCGGUGACUCCUUGGAUGUGUGCCUGCAGGAUUUGGGUUGCCUGCGAGGCACUCUAAUGCCAGGAUAUCAAAAAGGAGAGUUCGAGGCCUUCAUGGGAAUUCCCUUCGCACAGCCACCAGUGGGAUCGCUUCGUCUUAAGAAUCCUGUGCCUGCUGAUCCUUGGGAAGGAGUACUGGAUGCUGGCUCCGCAAAGGACAGCUGCAUGCAGAGAAACUACUUUAUGGACGGAUGGACUAUAAUGGGAGUAGAGGAUUGUCUCUACCUGAAUGUUUAUCGACCUAAGCAAACGGAGGGAAAUCCCUUGCCAGUAAUGGUCUACAUACAUUCAGGUGGUUUCUUUAGUGGCUCUGCCCAUCCAAUGGCGAGUGGACCUGAGUAUUUCAUGGAUACCGAAGAGGUGGUUAUGGUUUCAAUGAGCUAUCGCCUUGGUCCUUUUGGUUUUCUCAGCACUGGCGACGAAAACAUGCCAGGCAAUUUUGGUCUUAAGGAUCAGCGACUGGCUCUGCAGUGGAUACAAAAACAUAUAGCCACAUUCGGAGGAGAUCCUGAGAAGGUCACGAUUUUUGGUCACAGUGCAGGGGGAAUUUCAGCCCAUCUUCACAUGCUCAGUCCUAAUUCGAAUGGACUCUACCAGAGGGCGAUGUCCUUGGAUGGUACCGCGUUUUAUCCAGGCGUGAAGAUCCUCGAGGACCCUUUGAGUCAAGCUAGAAAACUGGCAAAGGAAUUGGGUUUUGAUAAGGCGGAAAGUGCCAGUAGCCAGGAUCUUGCCGAAGCUUUCCGGGAAGUCUGUCCCAAGAAACUCCUCCUCAGUGUGGACAGCUUGAAGCUCUGGGAUAAUUUGCCUAUGAUAAACUGUCUUCCUGUGUUGGAGGCAGUUGAAUCUUCUGAGGCCUUCUUGACCGAAGAUCCUUUCAAGGCUCAUCUGGCUGGUCGAAUUAAUCAAGUGCCCUGGUUGGUUGGCGUCAAUUCAAGAGCAGGUGAAGGUGUCCUGAGCUUAUUGCACACCUUUAAGGAUCAAAAACUCAUGGAUGACUUCAAUGAACACUUUCUGGAAAACAUGGCUUUGGUGCUCGUUCUGCCCGAGGGAACUCCUCCAGAAACGGUCAGAAAUAUACUGGACGCAUAUGAGUUUCAUGGGGACGCUCUUAGAAACGAUACCAUGUUGAUUCUCUCAGAAAUUGCUGGUGACUUUGGCUUCUAUUAUUCUUUAUAUGAAGCCGUUUCAUCGUAUGCAAGCUAUGCCAACCUUGAAGAGAAUCCACUUCACAACUAUAUUUUUGAGUUUCGCGGCCAACAGUCUAUGUCACUUUAUUUCACUUCUUCCACUGAGGACUUUGGGUUAGGAUCAAUUCACAUGGAUGAUGGUAUUCACACCAUCAAGUUGCCGGUUCUGUUCAAGGAUUUCCCCAAGGAUUCGGAAGACGCAAAGGUGGUCGAAAGAAUGACUUCACUGAUGGUGGACUUUGGCAAAACGGGGAUAUUUCAUGAAGGAACUACCUGCAAAGCUUCGGACUUUGAGGACCAGAAAAUGUGCAACUAUUUACAUUUUGGAGGCAACACUGAAAAAUACCAGGAAGAAAUAAGAAGGGAUUUUAAACUUACAGCCUAUUCCAUCUGGAAAAAGUUGUUUAGCAAACUUUUCUUCACGAUUAAAGUGAACGCGAGCCCUCGAAAGCGGUCAGAUCGAUUUGGGCCUCAGUCGCGUGUGGUUCUACGAAAGAGAUUUUCCCCCUUUUCGCAACUCUGCUUUCAGUCACUUCGUGGACCGCCGGCGAUGAUUCAACUGCGGAUGCUACUGCCGCUGCUUCUUCUCGGCCAGCUUUUCGAUGGCCCUUUGCCCUGCUCGAUGGCCCUCGAGCAGCCGGUCGUGUGCCCGCCCAGCGUGGGCUGCCUGAAGGGCACUCACCGGAAGGGCUAUCAGUCGGAGAGGUUCGAGGCCUUCAUGGGGAUCCCUUAUGCCCUGCCGCCCGUCGGAGAUCUGCGCUUCAGUAACCCCAAGGUAAUACCCAAGCUGCUGGGCGUCUACGAUGCCAGUGAACCCAAGAUGGACUGCAUCCAGAAGAACUAUCUGCUGCCCGCUCCCAUCAUUUAUGGCGACGAGGAUUGUCUCUACCUAAAUGUGUACAGACCAGAGGUCAGAAAAGCACACCUACCUGUGAUGGUCUACAUCCACGGCGGAGGCUUCUUUGCUGGCUCUGCAGGACCUGGGUUAACAGGACCUGAGUACUUUAUGGACUCCGGGGAAGUAAUCCUGGUGACAAUGGCCUAUCGACUAGGACCCUUUGGAUUCCUAUCCACCCAGGAUGCUGUUAUGCCGGGAAACUUUGGACUAAAGGAUCAAAACGCAGCCCUUCGUUGGGUGCAGCGCAAUAUUCGCUCUUUCGGUGGAGAUCCCCAACGGGUAACCAUUUUUGGCCAGAGUGCCGGCGGAGUGGCAGCCCAUAUGCACUUGUUGAGUCCCAGGUCACAAGGACUCUUCCAUCGCGUGAUCAGCAUGAGUGGAACCGCCAAUGUACCCUUUGCCAUUGCGGAACAGCCUUUGAGGCAGGCUCGUCUCCUGGCGGAAUUCGCCCAGAUUCCAGAGGCCCAGAACCUGAGUACUUCGAAGUUAACCAAAGCUCUCCGAAAGGUAGAUGCCACCGAGUUACUGAAUGCCGGAGAUGGUCUAAAGUUCUGGGAUGUGGAUCACAUGACCAACUUCCGACCAGUGGUUGAAAGGGGAUUGGGAUUGGAGGCCUUCCUCUCUAAACAUCCCAAGGACAUCCUGGCUGAGGGACAACAGACUUCCGUUCCUCUUCUUUUGGGAACAGUUCCAGGUGAAGGAGCUGUGCGGGUGGUGAACAUCCUGGGCAACGAAACCCUUCGCAAGAGCUUCAACUCGCGAUUUGAUGAGCUGCUACAGGAACUCAUGGAGUUUCCACCUGAUUUCUGUAGGGAGAGAUCGAACCAGGCCACCGAACUUCUGGUGGAAGAGUAUUUCCGAGGACGGCAUGAAGUCAACGAGGAAACUGUUCAAGGAUUUAUGGACUUAAUUACGGAUAGGGGUUUCAAGCAUCCUCUGUACAACACAAUCCUUAAAAAUGUUAACAAAACGGCGAAUCCUGUUUACCUGUACAGCUUUAACUAUAAAGGACCUCUGAGCUAUGCCUCUGCUUACACAUCAGCCAAUGUUACUGGAAAGUACGGGGUUGUCCACUGUGAUGAUCUUCUAUAUCUCUUCCGAAGUCCUUUGAUUUUCCCCGACUUUGAACGUAACUCCACAGAGGCAAAAGUAAUAAGCUCAUUUGUGGAUUACUUCGUGCACUUUGCCAAGUUCGGAAAACCAAGGAAUGCCGAGUCAAUGAACCCCUGCUCCAUGGAGGUGCUCCAGUCACGUUCCAACGGCGUUUGCGAUUACCAGGAAUUCGACAAUGCGCCAGACUCCCCGAAAGGCUUUCAAGUUAACGUGGCCAGCGAAUUCCAAACGGACAGGGUGAAACUCUGGUCCCUUAUACUCAAUGGAAACCCGGACGAGUCUUGAGCUCGGAUUCAUUCAUCAAAACAUGUAUAUACAAAUGUUCGGUGCUGAAGAUAUGUAGAACAUAAGAAGAAACCAUAGAUAAUGCUGUAAGAAAAUAAUCUAAGCACAAAUAAGUUCUCUUUGUUGUCAUAUUUUUGUAAUGUUUUUACGUUAUAUAAAAACUAUAAAUGUCUAUUGAACUACAAA
Messenger RNA from Drosophila ficusphila, 3745 nucleotides. RefSeq lists its product as uncharacterized. The record is from RefSeq and is a predicted model, not a curated record. The transcript is spliced from 13 exons. Lineage: Eukaryota; Metazoa; Arthropoda; Insecta; Diptera; Drosophilidae. The coding region runs from base 95 to 3559 and encodes 1154 amino acids.